Protopolystoma xenopodis is the source of this 395-nucleotide messenger RNA. The record is from the annotation of a GenBank genome assembly. NCBI's taxonomy places the organism in Eukaryota, Metazoa, Platyhelminthes, Monogenea, Polystomatidea, Polystomatidae.
AAACCGGGAAAUAUUUAGCUCUUGAUUUGGGUGGAACAAAUUACAGGGUUUUGCUAGUGACUUUUGAUAAGCCAAAUACGGAACCCAUCAUAGAGGAAACUUCAUAUAUCAUCCCAAAUGAAUUAAUGCAGACAGAAACAAAGAAACUUUUUAAAUUUAUUGCAAGUACACUUGAUGAUUUCGUGCAAGUUAGAGGGCUGAAUGCCGAAUGCAUUGAUUUGGGAUUUACUUUUUCUUUUCCUUGUCAACAAAAGAAAUUGGAUUCAGCAAUAUUACUUUCUUGGACAAAAGGGUUUAACCUUACGGAUGGACCUGGUAUAGAUAUUGUUAAAGUUCUUCAGGAAUCUCUUAACGAACAGUGCCUUUCCGUUAGCUCUUGUUUUUCUAUAACAUAG